UACACAAUCUCCCAUUCUUCACACAUCGCCCAGAUACCCCCACACAGCCUGUACUUCCGUACACUCCUACCCCCAACAAACCUUCCCACUUCCACACCCUCACCAUGGGAGUCACAUUCUCCUCCCUCUGGUCCCAGCUCUUCGCCAAGAAAGAGACCAAAGUCCUCAUCCUCGGCCUCGACAACGCCGGCAAAUCCACCAUCCUCUACCGCAUCACCAUGGGUUCCGUCGUCGCCAGCGCCCCCACCGUCGGGUCCAACCACGAGAUCUACGACUACAAGGGCGUGCGCUUCGGGCUUAUCGAUAUCGGAGGGCAAACGAGCUUGAGGGGGUCUUGGAGCCAGUAUUUCCAGGGGGCGGAGGCGGUUAUAUUGGUCAUUGAUUCGAGCGAUUCGGCGCGGUUGGGGGUGGUGAAGCAAGAGUUGAUGAAGAUUGUUGCAGACGAGUCAUUAUCAACGGCGCUGCUGCUGGUCCUCGCCAACAAGCAAGACCUGCCUGUAGCCCAAGGCCGUCUCACACCCGCCCAAGUUUCAGAAGCCCUCGGCUUGACGGAUCUGAGAGAACGAGAGUGGCAAAUCAUGGGAUGCAGUGCUCUCACAGGUCUGGGGCUGUUUGAAGGGAUGGAUUGGCUGGUCGGCAAGCUGGCUGCGCGGACAUGAUGUAUAGACGGUCGUGAUUUGAGAGCUAUGCGGGCACGUUGUAUAUGCA
Messenger RNA from Cryptococcus amylolentus CBS 6039, 708 nucleotides. RefSeq lists its product as hypothetical. Gene Ontology annotation, molecular function: GTP binding; GTPase activity. Bases 105 to 659 code for a protein of 184 amino acids. The transcript has 3 exons. NCBI's taxonomy places the organism in Eukaryota, Fungi, Basidiomycota, Tremellomycetes, Tremellales, Cryptococcaceae. The record is from RefSeq and is a predicted model, not a curated record. Gene Ontology annotation, cellular component: cytoplasm; trans-Golgi network. Gene Ontology annotation, biological process: intracellular protein transport; protein localization to Golgi membrane; vesicle-mediated transport.